This is a messenger RNA of Lepisosteus oculatus (spotted gar), 526 nucleotides long. The record is from RefSeq and is a predicted model, not a curated record. Lineage: Eukaryota; Metazoa; Chordata; Actinopteri; Semionotiformes; Lepisosteidae.
GGGGCGGGGCUGAACUCGUCGACCCGGAUGUUGAUGGGGCUCCUCGGGUGAGGAGCGCGCGUGGCGGUGUUGGGUCCCGGCCGGCAGGAUGGGGGACAGCGAGCAGGCGGACGGAAGACCCGACAAGCCCAUUUCUCACGAACUGCUGUCGUGUGGCAGAGGCGGAGCUCUGCAAGACAAGCUGCUUCUAAAACCUAGAUCAUCCAAGAGUGGCGGCACCUUACAAACAGUGAAAGUUCCCAGGAGCAACGUUCUAGACAGGCUGCAGUGUUUUCUGCCUCAGAUGGCCCAGGCCAAUGAGAAGCUGAGGCAGCAGAUGGAGUCAUCACCGGCCAACCUGUUCGACAUUGAAAACAUAGAAGAAAGCUCUGAUAAAGUCAUUGAGAUGGUGAGGCAUGCUGCUGGAGUUGCACUGUGGAUGAGAUAUAGAAUUGCAGAACUCAGGGUACAGGUGCUUAGAAUAAUAUCAGCAGGUGCCCAGAUUCUCAUUUCCGCACUGUACAUGACAUGACAAAUACAAUCAAAA